GGUUCUUGUUGGCUAAUCACGAACGGUUUGGUUUUUAAAUAAAUAACUAUUAACGUGGCAAUGAUUCUGGCUAAAUGGUGAAAAAAUAUAUAGUAUUAAUAAAAUAUUUUUAAGAAUACGGUAAAAUGACAUUCUCUGGCGUGAAUGAAACACAAAGCCUUUGGAAAAUCGAUAGAAAAUUGGGCAAUCUGUUAGUUUUUAUUCCGAAGCACACGCAUGUCUAGCGAAUGGGGCUGACACAAAAUGGCCGACAAGUCUUGCUGCCCUCCCCGAGGCUAACAGCGUGCCACAAAUAUCUAGCCAUAUAUAUGUGAUAUCUAUAGCUUGAGCAGCAGAUGCAACCAAGGGGAAAAGUCACGGCUGCAGUGCAGGUUAAUUCAGUUGGACGUUAAGGACAAAAGGACUUUUGGGAUCAUGCUGAGGGCUUGUGUCAGAAGUGCAAAUUCUUCACUCUGGAAACACUAUGGGCGAACCAAUCGUAACAGUCUGCAGCCCUGCAGACACUACACAGCAGGCGAAAGCAGUGGUGCUGCCAAAGUAGUUACCGCUGGUUUGAUGACUGUCGGUGGUGUCAUCGGAGGAACGGUAAUCUACGCCAAGUGGGACCACAAGUUCAGAGAAACUGUGGAGAAAAAUGUUCCUUAUUCAGAUAAGCUGUUGGAGUUUGCAUUAGGACCUGCUACCCAAGAAGCAGGUCUUCCUGUCAAAAAAAAGAAUGAGUUGGCCCAACCUCCCUCCAUGAUGGAAAAAGCGGUAAAGGUAUCUAAAACCAGGCAAGAAAAAAAAGUGAACGAAUCUGCAGAGAGUCCCCUUGAAGUGGCUAUUCCACUCCCUGUACAGCCUGCGCAGAGCCUAGCAGCAAUCACAGACAUCUCAAAGGAGGCUUCAGCUGAGGCAACUCAUAUAAUCUCAGCUAUCAGUGAAGUACCAUCAGUCCCUGCUCCAUGCGACACCGCAGUGACACCUGUCAAAGAGGAGUGCCAAGAGUGUCAUGACCAUAAGGUUACUGAAGAAACAGCUGCCAUUCCCACUGAAGUAGAGUCCGUAGCAGCAACAGCCCCAGCAGAACCACUCAGAGAACGUCCUGUAGAAGAGGUGACAGCGAGACUUGCUCAACAAGACGUAGACGAACAGGAAAUCCUUGCAUCUGUUUCAGUAAGUCUUGACGAUUCAUUGGCUAGCUCAGCUAAAGCCACAUUGCAGGCCAUCGGAGCUCAGGAGGCAACCUUGCAGGCAAUCUCGCAACAUACACAAAAACUCAAGGAAGCUAUGGAAGCUGAGGUUCCACCUCAGCUGAAGUCAGCCCAGUGGAAGGAUCUCGAAUCUUGUCUUGCAAAUAGGGCAGCUGCUGCAAACGAUGCAGAAACAGCUCUGCUGAAAGCCAAUGAGGCCUUGGACAAUCUCAAAUCGGUCAUUGAAAAAUCCAAGGGGCUGAAUGUCACUGCUGUUCGCCCACUCGUGUUAGCAGCAGAGGAGAAUCUCCAUAAAAUGGUGGUGGAUUUGGAUAAAGUUAUCAACAAGGUGCAGUCUGCAGAGUCAGAAGCUAAGAUUGUCUCCCAGUACAGUGAACUGGUUAAUGAAGCUAAACUACAGUUCCAAAGAGAAGUGAGCAGCCUGACUCCAGAGAUACAAGCCAACUGGAAAGGACUGACUGGUAAAUUGUCAACAGAUGACCUGAAUGCCCUGAUUGCUCAUGCACACCGUCGCAUUGACCAACUGAACCGGGAGAUAGCUGAGCAGAGAGUAAGAGAGCAGAUCCAUAUCGAUGCCGCUCUAGAGCAGCAGAAGUUGGAACACCUGAAAGCCCAGGAAUCGGCUGUUAACACAUCCCUGCAGCAUAUCAAGGAGGAGGCGCGCCUGGAGCAGGAAAGGAAGUUGUCUGAAUUGAGGGAAGUGAUGGAGGCAGAGAUGAGGACUCAACUACGGCGUCAAGCAGCCGCUCACACAGACCAUGUCCAAGAUGUACUCAAAGUGCAGGAGCAGGAACUGAAAGCUGAAGCUGAGCAGGUCUUAAGCAGUAAGUUGUUGGAACAAGAAACCAAAUACCGUCAAUUGAGCCAGGAGCAGCUGGACAACUUCACUCUGGAUAUGAACACCGCCUACGCCCGACUAAAAGGAGUGGAGGAGGCUAUAGAUAGCCACGUGGUAGCAGAGGAGGAGGCUCGAAAAGCACACCAGCUGUGGCUUUCCGUGGAGGCUCUCAACUACACCUUAAAGACCACUGAAGCCGGUACACCCACCAAGCCGUUGGAAGGCGCCGCUCAAGUCGUGCGAGACAACUGCCAUGACGAGUUUGCUUCGGCUUUGGCUUCGGCUCUUCCGGAAGAAUCGCUGCAGCGCGGCGUGUACAGCGAGGCCUCGCUGCGAGCCCGCUUCUACGAUCUGCGUUCGCUCAUUCGCAGGGUUGCCCUUAUUGAUGAGUCUCACAACUCCUUGUAUCAGUAUUUCCUAUCCUACCUGCAAGCGGCACUGUUGUUUGAGGCCAAACAGGAAGCCCCGCCUAGCCAGCUAAGCAGUGAGGAUUUAGACCCUUUCAAGCUCCUUUCAUAUGCUAGCUACUGCUUAGAGCACGGUGAUCUGGAGUUAGCAGCAAAACUAGUCAACCAGUUGACAGGAGAGGCCAGAAGAGUGGCGGAGGACUGGCUGAAUGAAGCCAGGCUCACCCUGGAAACCAGGCAGGUUGUCACUUUGUUGUCUGCUUAUGCAAAUGCAGUGGGGCUAGGAACCACACAAGCACCUUAGGCUCACCUUCUAACGAAAGGGACACUUGAUUGAAAAUGUUUGAGUACCACAUAGUCCCUUCCCCAGCUUUUUGCUGAGGUGAGAGAUGUAAGCAGACAUAAACCUAGUCACUUUUCUGUUGUUUAAAAGCACUAAGUUUCAAUGGAUGAGUGUUUAAACAAAUUACUGGUAUUCUCUCUGAGUCUACUGUUAUCAGUUUAGGCCCACAUUAACGAGGAGUUUAUUUUUGCCAUGUUUAAUUCCUUUUUUUUUUUUUUUUCCCGCAAGAAAUUGUAAUUAAUGACAAUAUUGUGUAAGAAAUAUUUCUUUAUCUGCAUUUUAUUUUUGUCAGUUAUGCACUAAAAAAUAAAUAAGA
Messenger RNA from Corythoichthys intestinalis (scribbled pipefish), 3097 nucleotides. RefSeq names its product inner membrane protein, mitochondrial (mitofilin) (gene immt). The transcript is spliced from 15 exons. The record is from RefSeq and is a predicted model, not a curated record. Lineage: Eukaryota; Metazoa; Chordata; Actinopteri; Syngnathiformes; Syngnathidae. Gene Ontology annotation, cellular component: MICOS complex. Gene Ontology annotation, biological process: cristae formation. Bases 415 to 2742 code for a protein of 775 amino acids.